GGGGGCGGCCUUGGUGCGCCGCUGUUAGCGGGGCUGGGCCGGGGGCGGUGUGUGCCGCCUGGGUCGGCCCCGAGGUGGACUUCAGCCGAGUAACGGAGGCCUCUCGGGGAGGGGAGAAGGCUUAACGAUUAAUUGGUAAUUUUCUUUCAUGCCCCCUUACAGGAGAACGGUUAGCAGUAUGAUGUGCCAGUCACUCUUAAGAACAGAGCUGAAAUAGGGAAGAUAGUGCUGAGCUGCUUGCGGACAAACUGAAACAUGACUGAUACAGAUGAAUCCCAGGCCUCUGGUUCUGUUAGCUCUGAUGCUCAGGAUUUAAUAUUCACUCAACAGAAAGAGUCAUUGGAAGUAUAUGAAUGUGAAUUAAAUACACAAAGCAGGUGUUCAGGCUCUGGGCAGAAGGGUGCUGCUCCUGGGGAAUCUUCAGAUGAGCUUAACAGUAGACACAAAUCACCAGCUGCUUCAGCUAUGGCCUUUCUGGACAGCAGUGAUUCGGAAACCAAUCUUUCUGCUUCCAGUGGCAGUGAAUACCAUACCAAGUGUUCCAUUGCGCCUUCAAAGCAAAAAAUGAAAUCUCGACCUUCAAGGCAGCGGGCAGAAUCUCUUGCGGGAGUACCUGACGGUGAAAGUUCAGAUUGCUCUCUGUCCCCUCCGAGCCCAGUGGAAUCAUCUAAAACCUCCAAACGGCAGAAGUCAAAACUGAAUUUGAAAGCCAUUUUUGCCUAUCACUUCAGGGGAAAAAAGUUUAAGGCUGCUGCACACCGAAAAUAUAAGGGUGGCUCAGGGAAGAGGAAGAAAAAGUAUGAGAGCACACAGAUGCCUGUGGGGAGGCCACCACUGACAGCAUCACCACAAGAGCAAAAGAAAAGGCUUCUAGAUAGAGGCUUUCAGUUCCCUUUUGUUGAAAGACAUUAUGGGAAGCAACAUAUCCCUUUAAAGAUGGUUCUUGGCUAUGAGCAAGCGGCCGCAAAGGGAUAUUUCCAGUACAUUGAAAUGCUCAAAUAUGAAGAACAUCUCAAAAAGGCUUUAAAAAACCUUAAAGCUAGUGAAGACUUAGAAAAAGAAUGUCUGGCAGUGCGGAAACACAAAUACUUAGAUGAUGAAGGCCCCAUUUCCCCUAUCCGGGAGACAAAUGAUAACAGCUUGGAUUCUGACAGUCGAGAAGAUCUUGAUGCCAGAGUAGUGGAGAACAGCUGUUUCAUUAUAAGCAGCAAAAUUCCCAACAAGAAAAAAUCAAAGCCAGAAAUGAAACAUGCAGAAUCAACUGGAGUUGACGGAAGGACACAAUGAAGAAUAUAUUGCUGAGAACUCUGGCUUCUGCAGGGUUCAGUUCAGUGAACAGAAAGCUUACAGAUGAGGUGGCAGUGGUCAUGCUUGACAGACCUUUCAUUGUCGCCUUGCCUUGUCUGAAGUGAACAUUGUGCUAUCAAUCAAGGAACCUAAUCAGGUCUGGUCUAAGGCAUCUACAUCAGAAAUACUCUGUAUGGCUUGAAAGACUCAUCCUGGAUCUAGGAGUGGGGUUCUUGCUGGUUUGUUCCUUUUGGGAGAUGGACUACUGCUCAGUUUUCAUGGUGUGGGAGACUCUUCGGAGGAGUACACCAGCUCUGCCACAGUGAGCAGCAGUUUGUAACUGUUUUGGACUAGUUGAAUUCUUGCAACUGUUUCCUGGCAUUCUGAAGUGCAAAUCUGUUACUUCACUGCUUUUUGUGUGGAAAAUACUAAACCUGUUAGUGAAAGAGGAAGCUGACUUGAACGUGCAGUCUGCCAUAAUGCCUUGGUGGUACGUGCUUGGAGAACAAAGUGAGAGAAGGGAUAAAAGCAGCCAUUUAACAGAAAUAUGAAAGCCCUACCAGGUACUGACUUAUGCUUUUGAUAUGAAUGAAAAAUUCAUGCAAAUAGAAAAGCUUGGUACCCCAGAAUACUAACAAACUGAACUUUGCUAUGUUGAAAGGAUUAGCUGGAAGAUGAUGGCAACUUGUUUUGGCAGUGUCUGCUAUUGAGUCACUGGUGAUGACAGGGGCAAGAAAUGAUGUUUCAGUGCAACCAGAGUGAAUCUGAAGGUCCUGGUGACAUUGCUGCAAGGCUGAGGAAGAACAAGACCAUUCUAAAUCAGAUACAGAAAGGACCUUAUAACCUAUUUUGACUUAUCAUAAUUAAGAAUUCUAAACAUGUAACUCUAUAAUAGAGUUACUGCUCUAUAAAUUGAAAUAAUGCAUAUUAUUUAGAAAUCAGUGUAAAAGCACCCAGGAGAGGCACAACAUUAAAGACUUAGCAGUUCAAUCACUUUUGUCCUUCUGCUUUGUCCAUGUGAUAGCAAAGCUUAGGACUGUUUAAACUUAGCUGCCUGGCUUGAUGUUGCAGAAAUUUACUAAGCUGAGGGCACAGAAUAUGUGGUUUGACUAGCAGUGGAUUAUAAAGUCUUUCCUUGACUGGCCCCAUUCCUGUUUGAGAGAGGGAGGGAGCUGCUUAGUCUGUACAGACUGUCAUAGCAUUUAAAUAUAACUGAUGUAACUUAAGUGUUUAAAAGGAACAACUGCAGCCAGGGAUUAUUUCUUCUUGCUACAAUACUGUAUACAACCAAAAGGGUGAUUAAAAGAUGGCUUGCAGUUACAUAUAGCCUGCCACUAGCAAAAUGUUUCUGUAUUCUCUUCCCUUCUGAUUUCUGUUAGGAGAAAGGGAUGAGAUCAUUCAGGCAAGGCUUUUACAGUGGAGUCAAAGCACCAUCCUUCCCUUCACUGUCCUGUAUGAAGAUGAGACAGACUAGACCUAUACACUUAAUGUGCAGCUUUACUACAGAUAGAUCGAUAAUCCUUACAUUGUAACAAGCUUCUACCUGACUUAGUUGCACAGAAUGACACAGGCUCUUGCUGCCUUGUAACUCUUUACUGAAGGGAGGGUGGUUGCAUGUGGGUCCAUUUCAGCUAGUGCUGUACUUUCAGUGAUUCCAGAGGCUGAACAAAUCUGUUUUCACUAAAGUCUAAAUUAUAGUAAUUUCUUUAAAAGAGAAGCUCAUUAAUGUCCCCACUACCACUUCUCUGCUGUGUUUUAAACACAAACAAACAGGCUCAUCGCUUUUCCUACUGUUCCAGCUGUAGAUAAUAGUUCAAUUGAACUUCACUGCAGCAGUUGAGACUUCCGUUUGUCUUACUUUAACCCUAAUGAUCUUGCAAUUAAAAUUACAUAGGGCUAAGGAAAUUUGGCCAGAGGAACUAACACUUGGGAAGAGCAGUUAACCUGUGCAGCAGCAGGCUGAAGUAAAUUUGGAAGGGCAAGGGCAGUAUUUGCUUUGAAGUGUAGGGCACUAGACACUUGCUGGAACAGUUUCUCUUUUUACCCUCUGGUACUUUACCACUGCAGGUGAAAGGUGCAUCUAAAGUAGUUAAUUACCCCUUGCACUGAAUACUAAAAGAAUGGGUAAGUUUCAGCUCUAUAGAAGGGACUAAGUUUUAUUACAAAAAGUUUACUUGAAAAAAAAUUUUACACAUACAUAUUACAAGAAUUAAUCUGAACUUCCUUUAAAACACUAACCUCAGAAAAGGCUUUUCAGUGCCUAUCUACCUAAUGAGAGGUUAACAAUGUUUAAAUAAGUAACUGCAUCAGCUUCUGUAGUGAUUUUUCAAUAAAACAUCAUUGUUGAUACUACA
Messenger RNA from Struthio camelus australis, 3641 nucleotides. It is a transcript of the gene TAF1D, whose product is annotated as TATA-box binding protein associated factor, RNA polymerase I subunit D. Gene Ontology annotation, cellular component: nucleoplasm; nucleus; RNA polymerase transcription factor SL1 complex. The record is from RefSeq and is a predicted model, not a curated record. Gene Ontology annotation, biological process: regulation of DNA-templated transcription. NCBI's taxonomy places the organism in Eukaryota, Metazoa, Chordata, Aves, Struthioniformes, Struthionidae.